AGGGAGGACAGAAGGAUAGGGUGAGGAGUACAGAGAAAAGUACUGCAAGAGGAGGUAGGAAAAGGCGUACGUGGAGAAGAAAGUAGGAGAAGACAGUAGGAGACAAAACAACGGAGCAAGGAUCGAGUUGGGACAGAGAAAGUCCUCUGAAACCACCCAGACACACAUCUUGUUGCAGCCUAAAAUGUGAAACCAGAGACACUCACUCACUCUGACUCCCACGUCUCUGCUGCCUGCCUGACUGGCGAGCGAUUGAAUCGGAGAGAAGUCGCACCUAUUUUUAGCCCCACGCUCGAUGGAAGGAUGGAAAUGCAAACAGACAGUAGCUGCACACGCAAAUCUGAGAGAGACAGAGAGAGAGACAGUCUGUGUGAGAGAGCGAGUGAAAGGAAGGGAGGAAGGAGGAGUGACUUAUUUGUGAAGUUCUGCAAGUUUAGAUCACUGGCUCAUUGCUGUCUGUGGAGAACACAUGGCUGGACUGGACACAAGGCAGAGCUGGGAGGAUUUCUCUGCCACAAACAGCAGCUCUUAAUCGCUCUGCAGCAUUUUCUCACAUAUUAUACAACUGUUUGAAUGCCUUCCUGAGGGAGCUGAAGCUAAAGAAGGGGCUUACAGGAGGAUUGCCCCGCCAUGGAAUGUUGUAGAUUUGCGUACAGGAUCGUAGGAAGUUUUUCUUCCCACUCUCGGGUUCGGAGCUGUGGAUCUGGAUCCGAGGAGAUUGCGCGCCUCUUAGAAUUUUCUCAGAGACUGGGAACGUCAGACUGGGAGGACUGUGGCUCCGGUAAAGACGAGCAGCCACCUCUGGCCAUUUAAACAAGCACACAGAUUUUUUUUUGCACCUACACUCAUCCAGACUAAGGAAUUCAGGAUGCGACGCUUUGACAAGCUGAAAAAGUCAUUCCCCUUCCUGGCACACUUUCAUGUAUAUCGAAAACUGGGCAACAGCAUGCAGUGUGAGGAAGGCACAGAAUGGCUACUGGAGCUGCUGAUGGAGGUGCAGCUGCAGCAGUACUUCCUGCGUAUCCGAGAUGAUCUUAACGUCACACGUCUGUCACAUUUCGACUAUGUCAAGAACGAAGACCUGGAGAAGAUUGGCAUGGGUCGACCUGGGCAGAGACGACUGUGGGAGGCUGUGAAGAGGAGGAAAGCCAUGUGCAAGCGCAAGUCCUGGAUGAGCAAGGUGUUUAGCGGUAAGCGCCCAGACGGAGCAGACCUCCCCCAGCAGGGCCAGCCAGCCUCCUCCUUCCGUAAGCUGUCUCCCACACCUCCCCUGGGCCUGGGAGAGGGAGUCCUGGCCACACAGCCCGGUGGAAUUGCUCCUCUUGAUGGGCAGCAGCAAGCUUUGACCUGCCUCAUCCCAGAGAAGGACUUGACGCUGCUUGAGAAGCUCGGGGAUGGAUCCUUUGGUGUAGUGAAGAGAGGAGAGUGGCUGACGCCUGCAGGAAAGGUGCUCAACGUAGCUGUGAAGUGUCUGAAGACAGAUGUGCUCAGCCAGCCCGACGCUCUGGAGGACUUCAUCUGUGAGGUCAAUGCCAUGCACUCCCUGGACCACCAGAACCUCAUUCGCCUCUACGGUGUGGUGCUCACACACCCAAUGAAGAUGGUGACGGAGCUGGCUCCUCUGGGUUCUCUGCUGGAGCGUUUGCGCUGUGUUCGUCCACAGGGCCCUGUGCUGAUCCACAGUCUGUGCCAGUAUGCCGUGCAGGUGGCCUGUGGCAUGGCCUAUCUGGAGCAGAGGAGGUUCAUCCACAGGGACCUAGCAGCCAGGAACAUCCUGCUGGCCUCAGCUCACAGAGUGAAGAUCGGUGACUUUGGCUUGAUGAGGGCGCUGCCUAACAACCAUGAGCACUAUGUUAUGCAGGAACAUCGAAAGGUCCCUUUUGCAUGGUGUGCCCCUGAGAGUCUAAAGACCAGAACGUUCUCCCAUGCUACAGACACAUGGAUGUUUGGAGUUACUCUAUGGGAGAUGUUCACACAUGGCCAGGAGCCAUGGCUGGGCCUUAAUGGCAGCCAGAUCCUGCACAAGAUUGAUAAAGAAGGUGAACGCCUCCCUAAGCCAGAGGACUGUCCGCAGGAUAUCUAUAAUGUGAUGCUGCAGUGUUGGGCUCAGAAACCAGAUGACAGACCUACCUUUGUCGCUCUGCGAGAGUUCCUGCUUGAGACCAUGCCCACAGACAUGUGUGCUCUGCAGGACUUUGACGAGCCAGACAAACUCCAGAUCCAGGUCAAUGAUGUCAUCACCAUCAUUGAGGGAAGGGCAGAGAACUACUGGUGGCGAGGUCAAAACAAACGUACCCAAAAGGUCGGGCAGUUCCCCAGGAACGUUGUGACAUCAGUUGCGGGUUUGUCAGCUCAUGACAUCAGCCGGCCACUCAAGAACAGCUUCAUCCACACAGGCCACGGAGACAACAACCCUCAUCGCUGCUGGGGCUUCCCUGACAGGAUUGACGAUUUGUACCUCGGGAAUCCCAUGGACCCUCCUGAUGUUCUUGGUUUAGACCUCAGUUCUGCUCGACCCACACAGCUACCAGGGAGAGCUACAAAGCCUUGCUAUGAUCCGGUAAACGAGGAUGAGGAUCUGACAUCUGCAGGACUGAAGAGAUUAUCACUUCGGAAAACGGGUUCCGUCAAAGGCCUCAAACUUAAACCCGCUGCUUGGGUCUCUGCUUCCAGACAGGGAAGUGUCAGGACUGCAGGCUCAGGCCACAACCCCAACAGUGAAGUGUCCCUCAUUGACUUUGGGGAGGAGUUCGCCCCGACCACACCCUCCCCCUCACCUGUCAUUGAAAUUCCGAUCCCCUCAAUGGUGAAGCUGGCUUUGGAAGCAGAGAAUAUCCUUGACCGGACUCCACCUCAGAGUCCAUGCAGGUCAUUGCCCCGCCCUCUGCACCCCACACCAGUAGUGGACUGGGAUGCCCGGCCAUUACCCCCACCCCCAGCAUAUGACGAUGUAGCCGGGGACGAAGAUGAUAUGGAGGUGAGCUCCAUCAACAGCUCUGAGCAGCAGCACGAAGAGGAGCAGAGUGAUGUCUGUAACCCAGACGAGGCUUUCUCUCCUAGACAGAGGGGCGAGGGUGAGGUUGUUGUCUCCAGGGGUUCAGACAGACCAGGCCUGGAGGACAACCUCUUUCUCCCCAACAAACAGAGCCAGGUCCCGUCCUCCUCUUUCUCCCAGUCUGCAGAGAUCUUCCAUGCACUCCAGCAAGAGUGCAUGAGGAGGCUCAAUGUGCCGACCCAGAGCUUGGCCUCAUAUCCUCAGACCCAAGAUGGACACGUUUCCUCCACUGAGGACAAACCUCAGAUCCCUCCCCGUGUCCCCAUACCCCCUCGCCCCAUAAAAAGGGGCGACUACACAUCUGCUCGCUGGUCAAGGGACCUCUCCCUGUCCCCAACGCCAGCCGACACCACAGAGGACGUUUCAGGACCAGAACAGGACCGACCACCUCAGAUCCCUCCCAGGGAUCCUUUGUCCCAGCCAGGCUCCAGGACUCCCAGCCCCAUGGGCCUGGUGGUGGGCUCCCCCCAGCAGAGAGUCUACUCUGUCAGCCCCACCAUCAUGCAGGUUCCCCUUACCUCCUGCCCCUCCACACACACCUACGGUUCCUACCUCUCCACCUCUCCAGGUAAACUCAUGCCUACUACACACAGCUUUGCCUCAGAUCCUAAAUAUGCUGCACCCAAAGUGAUCCAGGCCCAGGCACAGGGGAAGGACCCCGCCAGCAAGGGCCCCUGUAUCCUCCCUAUCGUUCGUGAUGGACGUAAAGUCAGUAAUACCCACUACUACCUUCUGCCAGAGAGGCCGCCAUACCUUGACCGCUACGGCCGCUUCUUCAGGGAGGCAGAGAGCCUGACUUCCAGCGGCAUGGAGGACAGGCAUGUGCGGCAAGCUAAUACCGCCACCGUCAGACCCAUGGUGGUCAGCAACCAGACUCUCCAGGGACACGCCCAGGGGCAGGGGCUCGUCCAGCAGAGCGAGCUGAAAGCUAAUUUCUCCUCCAACAAUAACAGCAGUCUCGGUGGGACACGGUCAGGGAUGAAGACAUCAGUCAGUCUCCCUCGUGUGUGUUCAGAUGGGCUGACAGCGGCGGUUGUCACUGCUUCCUGUACCAGGACCGAUGGAGGAGGAAACUCAGCUGACAGGGUCAAAAUGGUGCAGGAGGCAGUUCACGGCGUGACACUAGAGGAGUGCCAAACCGCCCUCCAGAACCACAACUGGAAUGUUCAAAAAGCUGUGCAUUACCUGAAGGUGGAGCAGUUGUUCUGUUUGGGUCUGAGGAGCAGGUCUGAGUGUCUUAAGCUGCUGGAGAUGUGUGACUGGAACCUGGAGGUGGCCAGCACUCAGAUGUUAGAUAACUAUGGAUCCACAACAAGACAGAGGCGGUGACAGAAAUCUCAAGCUGCUGAGCUCUGAUUGGAAUUUCAUCCUCAAUACCAUCAGAGGGGGUGACUCUGCUCCUGACCCUCUUGUUUGACUCUUCAGUCACACAUCCAAUCAGAAGACUGUUAUUUGAGUGUAGGAAUCAAGCACAUUUUCACUCAACUUGCACAAAAUACCAAACUUCAUUACGGCUCCAUUUAUACUCACCAUGGAUACAGAAACUUAGCCUGGGAGCAAAAAAGACUUGUUGCACUUAUUAAGAAAUUGCAUACCACCAUUCAUCAUCUUUCAAAAAUGACAAAUGACACUGUCCUUGUGCAUUCAAGGCUAUUUGGUCAAUGAGUCACCCUAACAGGUCCCUACAGUAUCACAGAUUCUGGGUGCUACCAUACUCUCUCAGAUCCACUUACUACUAUCAUCACUGCCACAAUAAGACUCUUUUCUUUUUGUUAAAGUCAUUAAACGGUCAGGUUGAGGUGAAAAUGAAGAGGUGAAAAUGAGUUAAAUAGCACAAAUACACAGAUGCACUGUGUAUAAAAGGUCCACACUUUGCCAAGAGAUCAUCAUAUCGUGUCAGGAUAUGCCAAGAACUAUUAAAUAGUACAGUUUGACUGAAAACUGGUGUUUCAGUAUAGUUUACCUCUUCAACAUCCAAACACAACAAAAUACAAAACCGAUAUUUAAUUGGCUGUUCAGGCCAUACUGUAGAAGUAAUUUAGCCUGUUUACGGCUAUAAAGAUGAAUGGUUAUAGUGAUUAUGAAGACUGUCUGCUGCUGAAAGCCUGUGCAGGAAAGUGAGAAUGUGUGUGUGUGUAAACACAUUUAGCUCACCUCUUCAGUCAUGAUGAAUUUUUACAAUUUGAUGUGGGGAGUUAGUCAGUAUUAACACCUCACCUAAGACUCAAAGUGUUGACCUUAAUCAAGAAAAUUAAUGGGAAAAGAAGAUUAGAAAAUGUACUUUUUAUUUACCUACAAAACUAAAUGUAUGUACAGUAUGUGUGGCAACAAUUGUAUUAAAUAUUGGUAUAUUUUAGUUUUGAAUAUAAAGCUCAGAGACCAGAGAAGACUGUUUUGUCCAUUGCUAGUCAGUCUAUUCUCUAAAUGAUUUGAAUGUGUCUCCACUUGAGUUAAACACCAAUCUGUGAGUAUUGCCUCAUGUGGUUCAAGAAGAAAAACGGCCACCCAGUCAGUGGAAACUUCCUUCACCCCAGUCUUUAGUCUUUCCUUAUUCCUUCCGUCUAAGCACUUUGCCCACACAGAACUCCUGUGCAUCAGCUGAAAACUCCUGCCAACUUGGUAUUUUCUGCAUGCACCUAGACUACGUUGGCAGCUAAUAAGAGCAAUGUAGUGAAAUUCACCCUCAGGCACAGAUCCAGCCCCAUAAUCAUCACUUACAACCACAACUGUGAUAUUUUGGUCAGCAGCUUUAGGGGCAAUAAUUUAAAACUGGGGAGUACGCGUCAGCUAGGGGUGAACUCACUGCUGGACGUGACAGUACAUUUUCUGUCUGGGUUUUAUCGCACCACAGCCCUCAGCAAUGAACGGUCAAUAUGUAAGGUUUAAAAUUCAGUCAACACAGAGAACUUUUCUUCCGGCUUGUGUUCAAAGAGGAAAGGACUUUGACUUCUAAAAUUCACUUUAAUGUGGUCAACAAAUCAUUGAAAAACAAUACUAGACACACAAUCCCUCCGGUGCUUCUCUCCACAGGAAACGAGAACCUUCUUUGCCAACUGGUACUAAUCUAUUUAAAUUAUAAGCGUGUAUGUCCACAUGUAGACCCCUGGAUUUGCUCCAAACCAUCAAGCCCCUCCAUAUGUCCACAAAAACCCAGAGCCGUUCUGUUUGGGCAGAAACUUUAAAUGGCCUCUGAAGAAGUUAAUACAGAGUUUAAAAAAACGUGUUGGAAAUAUAUUUUAUAAAGGAUGUACAGUACUGAUUUUGGAUGACAACCUUCAGUAAAAGCUUCCUCUCGUGUGCAAUAAGGCUGCUGUAGAACCUGUAACCUCCUAGUCUGUCCAUCCAUCAGUGCCAUCCAGUGAAAAUAGAGCUUUCAUUGUCAUUACGUAUCCUUGUUGCACAGGAAACAAUUGUCUGAUACCAUUUUCAGUAUAAAGUGUUUGGUGAGUCAGUUUUUCCUCCCGAAAGUAGAAAGAAGUUGUCCUUUUACCAUUUGGUAACCAGUGCAUAAGGACAACUUGAUGUGAGGGCUGCUUCCACAGUCUGUUAAUGUGUUGUUUCUCUUUAUACCAAGCUGCUGUAGAUGUGUUAGAAGGACUGAAGUGAACCUUGUGGUGUUAUGAUCGACCCAAAGCAACAUUCUCCUGUUGUGGUGUUGAAACUCUGAUGUUAGAAAACUCUGUUCAGUUCUGUUUAGUCUUUGUUCGCCAGAUCGGUUUCUUCUGAAACUGUCUGCGUUUUUAAGUCACUUAUAUUGUUUUUGCUGUUUUUCCUUCAAUCCAACUUGCCAUUUCUGUCUCAUUUAUAUGUAUUUGCUUCCCAGAAUGUGUUUUAUUUGAAAUGCCUACUUGUACAGUUGGUUCUCGUUUUUUCUCCUCCUGGGUUGAUGGAAAUGCUCAAGAGAAGUUCAUGCUGCCGAAUUUAUAAAUGUAUUUUUUAUUAAAGAGUUAAUUAUUUUUUA
Molecule: messenger RNA, 7016 nt
Organism: Thunnus maccoyii (southern bluefin tuna)
Lineage: Eukaryota; Metazoa; Chordata; Actinopteri; Scombriformes; Scombridae
Gene: tnk2b
Product: tyrosine kinase, non-receptor, 2b
Exons: 17
Coding region: 869-4384 (1171 amino acids)
Biological process (GO): regulation of keratinocyte differentiation; negative regulation of epidermal growth factor receptor signaling pathway; signal transduction
Cellular component (GO): extrinsic component of cytoplasmic side of plasma membrane
Molecular function (GO): ATP binding; protein binding; protein tyrosine kinase activity
Source: RefSeq, a predicted model, not a curated record